UACGUUAGUAAUCAAUUGCAACUCCAACAGCAUAGACAUUUCUCGUCUUUAAAGCGCGUCUAGUCGUUGUGUUUUUCUUAAAUCCAUAAACGUGUAUAUUUUUUUUAACCCCCCAAAAAUUCAAACACCAUAAAACGGAGGAUACUCUAUAAAGUGUAUUAAAUAAAAAACAUUAACACCAACAACAAGUUUCUACGUUUCUACUAAAAAAUUUUAGUUUAGUCAACGUUUUGGUUUAUUGUAAAAAACCUCAUAAAAGUUGUUGGUUUAUAAAACAGUUUUGUAUAAAACAGUUUUAUUUUGUUUUAAAGCAAUACCCCUCUCCAAAUACCCAUAACACACAUACACACUAACACAGCCAAAAUGAGGCCAUAUUUAAUAACAUUUGCCUGUCUCUGCUCUGCCCUCGCUUUUGUAACAGCCGUACCAGUGCCUGCCUCCAAUCAGGAACUAGAUGUGCUACAGAUUCCACUAUCAAAUGGAAAGGAAUUGGAUGUUUUAACAUUGGGCUCCCGAGACCAAGAACAAUUAAUAGCAGAACGUAAUAAAAGAACAAUAGGUUUAUUACGUGAUCUGUUUCCCGAUAUAACUAAGAAUGGUGCCACUGAUACACAAAUUGAUUUAUCGGCCAUUAACAAACAAUUGGAAGAAACCAUACGUGUUGCCAGACAAGUCAAAGAAGCUGAAGCCGCCGCACAAGCUGUAGCUGCUCUCCAACAACAACAACAACAACCUGCUCAACUUCCCAUUCCAUCGCCCAAGAUUGAAGAGACCAUACAAUUGAGUUUCAACAAUGAAUUGAAUAACAUCGAUAAGCCCAAAUCGAUUAGUAAUGAAUUACAAUUGAGCGAUUCCAAGUCACCUGCCAUCGAUGAAUUGACUUUGGAUUCAAAUGAAGAUUCUGCCGAUUUGGACGAUAGAAACAAGAGCAAUAUUUUCAAAAGGUUUUUGCAAUUCGGCGGUGCCGGUUUAGCUGGCGGUGCUAGCGGUGGCUCAAGUGCCGGUGGUGCUGGAGGUGCAGGCGGCGCUGGAGGUUCCGGUAACUUCUUAUUCGAUAUUGUUAGACUUUUCUCUGGUAGCGUGCAAACUCAAGCAGGUGAUGAAGCAGCCAACAGUGUAAGCAGUUCCUCAGACAGUGAUUCCGAUAGCGAUAGCAAUCGUUCAAAUGAUGGUUACACGGAAGGUAUUCCCGGCCCUGUAACCAGAUUAGUCGUUUUAGCUAACAGAGGUUUGGCCAAUUUGGUACAAGAUUUGAUUUUGCGUGUGGCUGCCACAAGUGAGAAAUUCGUUAACUUCAAGGCCAAACUCAUUACUGCUCUCAUUUAAAUCUUCAGCUUUGUUCACACUUACUUCUUUUACUAUCAACAGUUGUUUCAUUUCAAAAUUAGUCAAAUUUAUCUACUAUUUUUAUACUCUACAAAACAACGAAAUUCUUAAUUUACUUUACAACAAAAAAAACUUUUUUUAGUUUAAUUUAUUUUUUGCAAAAAAAACACGAAGAACAAGAUAAAAUUAGUUAAACAAAAAAACUUAAUUCACACAAAACUUUAUUUCACACUAUUCAUCACUAUUUUUUUUUAAUUUUAUUUAUUAAAAAAACAAAACAAACUACGAACAAAAUUUAACCAAUUUGUUUAAAUGGAAAUUUUAAAAACUAUUACUAACAGUAGAUAGUUAAACAAACAAAAACAAAAAAAAAACGAUCGUAGCCUAUAUUUUGUAGUAUGCUGCUUGUAAAUAUGAAAUGCCUUUUUAAUUAUUUUUGUAGUAUUGUUUUUAUAAUUUUUUUCCUAUUUUUGUAAAAGUUUCCUUAUGUAUUUUUUCUUUAAACAAAACAAAUAUGACUGUGGUGUUUUAUAAACUAUUAUUAUACUAUUAAAUUGUUCCCAGUUUGUAAACGUAAAGAAAAAAAUCAAAAUCCUUCAUUAAAGUAAAAUCGAAAAAAGUAGAAUUUUGUAGUUAAACACAUUUAGUAUUCAGUAGCAGUUAAAUAUCAUUGUAUACUUCAAAACAUUUUACAUUUACACUGUAAAAAAUUUGUAGUUAAAACAGAAAUCUGCUUAAACUUUGAAGUUGUUGUUAAACAUUUUAUAAAAUCCUAAUAUUUACUGUUAAUUCUUUUUAAAGAGAAAACUAAAGAAAAUAAUUGCCCAUUUAAAGAAAAAAUCUUAAGUUAAUUUUUUUGAUAUUAUGUUGGAAUUGUUUUUUUUUAAUUUUUUUGAUAAGUGUAAGUCAUUUUUUAUUUUAUUAGUUUUUAAGUUGUGUUAAAAAUGUAUCCUUAAUUUCUCUCAGAAAUAUAUACCAAGUUAAUUAGUUUCCGAUUUAAAUAAUUUUAAAGUUUUAAAACUUUGGUAUGGAAUUUUUAAUUAAUUUACUCUUUGUCUAUUCUAAGUAAAAUAUUAAUUGUAAUCGCAUAUUUUUUUAUCUGUGUAUAACACCAUCCCUCUUUUUCAAAUCUUUUUUAUCUGUUUUUGUAAUUACUCUUAUUGUCUGUCUCUUAUUAAUUUUUAAGUGUUGUAAAUAAAAAUAAAUAAAAUAUAGUUAAAAAUAAAUAAAAAAAAAA
Messenger RNA from Lucilia cuprina (Australian sheep blowfly), 2563 nucleotides. RefSeq lists its product as uncharacterized. Lineage: Eukaryota; Metazoa; Arthropoda; Insecta; Diptera; Calliphoridae. The transcript has 7 exons. The record is from RefSeq and is a predicted model, not a curated record. The coding region runs from base 364 to 1326 and encodes 320 amino acids.